GCGAACGGGCGCUUCGUCAAGCGCCGGGCUGCGGCACAAGAUACGAGAGCUUUGCGCUCACUUGCAGCCCGUGGCGAGCGCUAGAGCCGGCGCUCUCGAUCCCCUGCGCCUCUCCCGCCUCCCGUGCUUCUCCUUCCCCCUUCGCGCGCGAAAAUCAGCCCGUGCUGUCGCCCCAAAUAGCUUCCUCGCGCCAAAUCAAGCCUUCCAAAUUUUCCCCAAAUCACCACCUCUCCCGAACCCUAGAAUUGUCGCCGGCGCACAUCAAGGAGAUGGGUCAGCAGUCCAAACGGACGCGCGCGCCGGCACCUUGUGAAGCCCCUCCACCAGCGCCUCUGCUCACCCCGCCGCCAGCGCCUCUGCUCACCCCGCCACCAGCGCCUCUGCUCACCCCGCCGCCAGCGCAUCUGCUGGUCUCGCCGGCGCCUAAGUCCGCCCCGCCUGCCUGCAUCGGUGACUCUACAUCACCUUGGUACAUGGCUGGCAAUAUGGACUACUCUGAUCCACAAGUAUGGGGAGUGGAUUCUCACCCACCUGGUGGUUACCUUAGUUACUUUCAGAACACGGCAGGCCCCACACAACCUAUUCACAAUGGGAGUUCACCGCAACCAGUCAAUGCUGGCGAUGACACAAAUGGUGGUGAUUGUGGAAGGACUGAAAAACGCUUGCUAUGGACAAAACAAGAAGAUCUUCGAUUGGUUAGUGCUUGGUUGAAUAAUUCCAAUGACCCAAUCCAAUCAAACUACAAGAAGAAUGAACAAUAUUGGAAAGAUGUUACUGCUGUCUACAACAGUACCACCCCAAAAAACAGGGAACGACUAGUCAAGCAAGUGAAAGAUCGCUUUGGGAGAAUUAAGAAAAGGGUUGCAUGGUUUUGUGCGAGUUAUAAGGAGGCUAGUGCUUUGUAUGCUAGUGGUGAAUCUGAUGCAGAUUUAAAGAAGAGGGCAAUGCAAACUUAUGAGGAAGAUCACAAAAAAGACGGUCCGUUUAUGUUUGAGCAUUGCUGGGAGAUUCUUAAAAAGGAACCAAAAUGGGACGCAUAUUUGGAACGCCUAGAAGAUCUGGAGCCGGACAAGAGGAAGUUUAGUGUUGAUGAUGAAGUAGGGAAGCAUUCCACUAUAGAUGAUGAUGAUGAUGAAGAUGAACGUCCACCGGGUGGCAAGCAAGCUAAGGAGAAGCAGAAACGAAAAAGAAAGGAUGAAGUUUGUAUAAUAGAUCUUGAAGAUGGGCUUCAAAAGUUUGUAGAUGCCCAGAAUGCAGCAAAUGAAGGCCGCAAAGAGAUGUUAGAGACCCAGAGGCGUGUUUCUGCUGAGAAUCUUGAAGCACGGAGGCUUGCUCACCUUGCGGCAAAAGAUCACAAAGAGUCGGUCAUGCUAGAAACAUAUCACUCAUUGGUGAUGCAAGACACAAUCGGGAUGCCUGAAGAUGUGAGAUCGGAGCAUGUGUUGGCAUUGAAGUGUUUAAGGGAGAAGCUAUUUGGCAAAAUGGUCUAAGUGGUUGAAGGUUAUUGAUGCAAAUGAGUGGUUGCUCCUUUCCAGCGAAGUACCCUCCAUGCUUUGUGACUUUUGUCAUCGUCCAGAUCAAGACUAUGAUUGUUGCUUGUGGUCGUGAACAGCUUGUUUGCCGGAGAUGUUAUCUAUUAUGUUUGCUGAAUGCUUUCUUAAAGACUUAUGUAAUCUUAAGUAAUUACUCAUGAUGCUAUGGAGCAGUAUGAUGCUGUGUGACAUGUUUGGAGUACUAUGAUGCUGUAUGACAUAUGUUUGU
This is a messenger RNA of Triticum aestivum (bread wheat), 1761 nucleotides long. RefSeq lists its product as uncharacterized. The coding region runs from base 270 to 1490 and encodes 406 amino acids. Lineage: Eukaryota; Viridiplantae; Streptophyta; Magnoliopsida; Poales; Poaceae. The record is from RefSeq and is a predicted model, not a curated record. The transcript is spliced from 4 exons.